AUGGAUGACUCCGAGAGUCCUAGCGCCGGGUACGAGGCUAGGCUGGAACGAACUGUUCAGGAGCUCAAUAGCAGGAAAGCUCAACUGGAGGAUGCGUUGCAUCAGUUGAGGGCAUCCGUUGCCGCCCUUGGGCCUGGGCUAUCGGCAAAAGAUUCCUUAGAAAUCAUGACGAAAGCCUAUAGGGACGUGGCCGAGGCAGAGCCGCUGUUACCACCGCCCGGGUCACCUCUCCCGGCACUUUUGGCUAUCCGGAGGGCCCAACAAGCUACCACUGAAAGUAACGAAUACAGCGACUUGCAAGUGGCCACUAAGGAACAGCUUGAGCGCAGAAUAGAAACAGAACAAGCCAGCCUCCGCGAUCAACAGGCCUUGCAGACAGCACUUGAAGCCCGAAUCCAGUCAUUACGCGACGGCCUGGAAAGCAGGGUCGAGAAGCCAGAAAGCCAGCUCGUCAAAGAACGCAUCGCAGAGUUGAAGAAGCAGAAUGACCACUGGGCUACGCAGACAUCCAGCCUCAUGAAGCAGUUGGAUUGGUUCAUCGGCGAGCAUCUCGGUCCGAUGUUGGCUGCGGAGGAACUUGGCGGGCCGGUGGUUGGAGGGUUGAUGGAUCUCGACCCGGACGACCUGAGUGCCGGGUUUAGCACUCAUGGGAAACUCAAAACAGCCAAAAGUGAACCGGACCAGGACAAACGCCAGCAAAGGAUUGACGAUAUUUGGGGCCCUCGGGAUGAGGACGGGCAACCCAUCAGGAGGGAGGAAACCCAACGGGAUGAGGCGGCCGCUGCGGGUGCGGAUAUGCGCGAGCUCACGGAGCAGCUUAUGAACAAGCUAAUAGAAGCAGACGGGGAGACCUCGGCGGCCUAUGUAGAAAUCCCCCGGGAGUCUGCUGCAGCCAGAUUUCUUGUCCGAUCUAAGGUGGCUAUAUUUCACCCAAGGGAUGCACGAAAGCUUCGGCUGGUUGACUUUGGGCGGGACCUCGAGGAUUAA
Molecule: messenger RNA, 987 nt
Organism: Dichotomopilus funicola
Lineage: Eukaryota; Fungi; Ascomycota; Sordariomycetes; Sordariales; Chaetomiaceae
Exons: 2
Coding region: 1-987 (328 amino acids)
Biological process (GO): kinetochore assembly; mitotic sister chromatid segregation
Cellular component (GO): nucleus
Source: RefSeq, a predicted model, not a curated record